AUGCUGAGAACGUUCUCCACCGGACUCGUUGCUGUUGCACUCAGCUCCAACGAGGCGGCGGUGGAGCAGGUGGUGCGCACAGGCCUCGUGCAGCACCUCGCCCGCCUUCUGCGCAAGCGAGUGCUGGGGCGCGCUGCUGCGCCCGCUGCAGGGGGGGCGCAGGGGGGAGCGGGAGGACCAGCAGGAGCUGGAACAGGGGGGGUAGGAGGAGGGGGAGGAGUAGGAGCGGGGACGGGGGUUGUGGGAACACCUGGGAGCAGAGGGAGCAAGCUGCGUAGUGUGAGUAGCAGGGGGGAGAGUAGCGCUGCUGCUACCACUGCUGCUGCUGCUGCCGCUGCAGCUCAAAUUGCUGGAUUAGCAGAGGAGGCGAGAGCAGCAGCAUUAGGGGUCGCGGAGUCGAGAGCAGCAGAGGAGAAGGGGAAGACAGAGGCUAUAGGUGAGGGGAUGGGGAGCGGAAACGCCUCAGCACAUGCGGAUGUGAUAAUGACAGCCCCUGCAAAAGCUGCACCCAACCCCCUUUCCCCGUUAGGAAAGCUGAAAGACUCAGGAGGGGGAGGAAUGGCAGUGGAAGGGGGGAGAGAGGAGCUAGGAAGUAGGGGUCGAGGGGGAGGAGGCGGUAGGAAAGCCAUGCUGAAAGGGAGCAAAGCAGAGCAGGGCGCAGGGAAGGGCAAGCAUGCUUCCGCCUCUGGAAUUGGUGGGGCCGAGGUUGAGGGAUCAGGGUUCGGGGGUUCAGGGGCUGGAGGUUCUGGGGGUGCAGGGGUUCCGGGGGGUUCUGGGGUUAAGGGUUCUGCCCUUGAGAAUUUACUCCCUCCUCCGAAAGCUGUUAAGGUUGGGGCUGUGGAUAUCACUGAAGCAGUUGCAGUGGCGUGGGAGGCGGCGAGAAGGGAAGCAGAGGCGGCUAAUGCUCCAGCUGACGUGGUGGCUGCUGCAGUGGAGGCAGCAGCAGAGUCGGUCAGGCAGGCUGCUGCUGACGCGUUGGAGGGGGGAGGAGGAGACGAAGCUGUUGCUGCUGCUGCUAGGAGCGCUGCUGAUGCUGUGAGACAGGCUGCGCAAGCGGUGAGCGGGGCAGGGAGUGGGGCAGGAAGUGGGGCAGGGAGUGGAAGCAAGGGCACGGCUCCAGAUGCUCCAGCUGUUCCCACUCGCCCUGUAUGGCAGCUGACUCGGCCGCAGCUGGCGCAGCUAAGGGAGUGGUAUGCGGUGCAGACGCUGGCCGCACUGGGCGAGUACAUGGAGGUGCUGGGUCCCGUGCUGCACGAGAAAGGGGUAGAUGUCUGCCUUGCUCUGCUCAGACGCGCCACUCCUGGACCUCCAGGGGCCGAGGGGUCUGCUGCGGCUGCUGCUCCUGGUGUGGCCGGUACAGGUGGCAGUGCUUCUGCUGCCGCUGCUCCUGGCACAGGGGAUUCCACAGCAGGUGCAGCUGCAGCGGCAGGAACAGCAGCAGCAGCAGCAGCCUGUGGGCCGAUGAGUGUGCUGCUGCUGGCGGACGUGUUGAAGCUGGUGUGUGCGCUCACAGCACACCGCAAGUUUGCCACUCUCUUUGUGGACCGCGGGGGCGUGCAGCUGCUCCUCUCCCUCCCCCGCGUGCCCCACACCCUUCCCGGCCUCGCUGUCGCCUUCUUUGCUCUUGCCUCGAUCCAGCCUCCCCACACCCUCCUGAACCUCACUGUUGACCGGUUCACACCUGGUUCGCCCUUUCCUCAAGUAGUUGUUCAGGAGAUAUCUCCUCCUCCCUGCCCUCCCGCCCUCCCGCCCUCCCUGCCCUCCCCACCUCCCUGCCCUCCCUGCCCUCCCGCCCUCCCCACCUCCCUGCUCUCCGCCCUCGCUUCUACCCAGAGUAUCAUAGAUGUCAUGGAGCGAGAAGCGUCCCUUCCCCAGCCAGUCAUCCGCUCGCUCAUCUCAGCAUCGCUCCACCUGCUGCUGUGCCCACUCGCGAGUGUGAUGGAACGUGUAGCUUCCCUCCCCCAGCCAGUCAUCCGCUCGCUCAUCUCAGCAGCGCUCCACCUGCUGCUGUGCCCACUGGACCACGCGCGGCGCAACACGGCGCUCUUCUUUGCCGCCUCCCUCGCCUUCCCUCGCCUCCUCCUCGAAUUCGACGCCCAGGGGGGCCUCCCCGCCCUCAUUGCUCUGUUGAGAAAUGCUGCUCAGUUAAGUCUCACGAGAGCAGUGGAUUCGAGUGCACAGGCGGUGGAGGGGUUGAUGGAGGCGCUGAUGGUGUCGGACCGGCGCCUGGCGCACGCGUUUGUGCGCUCGCGAUGGGGCGCUGCUGAAAGGCUCGUGGAGGAGGGGGCAGUGGAUGUUCUGCUGGAGCUCUGCCAGGUGCGUGGGAGCACAAGCACCAGGCUGGAUGGAGAAGGCUGGGGCGGGUCUAGGAUUCAGGGGUUUGUGCGCUCGCGGUGGGGCGCUGCUGAAAGGCUCGUGGAGGAGGGCGCUGUAGACGUGCUGCUGGAGCUCUGCCAGGUGGGUGUGGUUACCAGCACGGGGGAGCUAGCAGAGCACGCCCUGGGCGUCCUCCACGUGCUCACCCUCGCGCCCUUCACGCACCGCCACGUGCUCUCCGCGCGAGUGGCCUCGCACCGCUGCGGCAUGCCCGUGCUGCUCGACGCUGCCAGCGGGGCUCUGCUGGCCGAUCCCGAGCUCACCACGAGUGCAGGCAAGGCCACAACAGCAGCAGCCACAGGUGCAUGCACAUUCCCUUCCUCCCUCCUUUCCUUCAUCUUCCCUUCCUCUCUCCUCUCCUUUCCUUCCGUGCGUCCCCUACUGCAGCUCACCACGAGUGCAGGCAAGGCGACAACAGCAGCAGCCACAGAAGCAACGGCGCCGACACUCAAGAGGCUGGAGCGAGCUGCCAUUGCUGCUGCCACUCCCAUCAGCUACCCCCCCAGUGAGCUCCUUCAACUGAUACACGCCCAUCUAGUAUCAGAAGGCCUACACCAGUCAGCAAGCCAGCUGCUAGCAGAAUCAAGCAUCAACCCUCUCGUCGCCACCCCCGUUCCCUCCUCCUCUCCUGCCACCGUUCCUCCCUCUGCCGCCCUUCCCUGCUCUCUUGCUCCCUCGGAGACUUCCCCCAAUCGCCACCCCCCCCACGCUCUCCCGCCGCCUCCCGCUCCUCCGCUUCCUCCGUCCGCCUCUGCUGCACCGGCUGCAACGUCAGCAGCAGCGCCAGCUGGCAAUGCCGGACUCGCUGCUGAGGCAGCAGGGGGGCUUAGCUGGCCUAAGGGCAAAGCCGGAUGGUUCUUCUCUGCUGGAAGAAAGGGUGGAACCUCAGGUGGGACCUCAGGUGGGGCCUCAGACGCCCCCUACAGUAUCACCCGUCGCCUCGCCGCCCGGCAACGCCGCCCGCCUGCGGGCGGGUGGCAGGGGCGGCGGCUGGAUCGGCAGCUAGUGUUCAGCCGGUUCCGCCCGUGGAGAACUUGCCGGGAAGAUGCGGUUAUGAUUACCAGUGCGUGUUUCCUGCUGGGGGCGGGAGGGGCGGGUGGGGGCGGCGGUGUGUGGGGUUUCGGCGGGGGGGGCGCCGGGGGCGUUGGGGGAUUCGGCGGGGGGAGGCGAUGCUUAGCAGUGGGCACGACUGCAGGGGAGAUUAAACUGUUUGACGCGGAAGGGGGUGUGGUUGUGGAUAGCUACUCGUGCCACCAGUCGUCGAUUGUUUCGGUGUUCUCGGCACCGAGACCGGGGUAUGAUGAUGAUGACAGGGGAUUUGUGGGUCGCGGGCGGGGGAGACAGCAGGAGGAGGAGUUGCAAGGCAAUGCAUUGGCAGCAGGAGGAGGGGUAAGAGCAGGCGGAGGAGCAGCAGGAGGAGCAGGAGCAGGGGGAGCAGGAGCAGGGGGAGCAGGAGGAGCAGGGUCAUCAGCAGCAUCGGCAGCAUACGGAGCAGCGUCCUGCCUCCUCCUCUCCUCAACCCGUACAGAAGUCAAGCUCUGGGAUGCUGCAGACCUCUCUCUCGGUCCCAUCCACACCUUCCCCUCCUGCCGCCUUGGCCGUUUCAGCCACUCCGCUCGCACCAUCGGUGCAGUGCGGUGCGACGGGCAGUCGAGGGAGUCAAGAGAGGUGCUUCUGUAUGACGUGGCGACGGGCAGGCUGCAAGAGACGCUCAGAGAAGCGCCCAUUGCUGCUGCUGCUGCUGACUCGUAUGCUACUGGCGCUGCUGCUGGUGGGGCUGCUAACCCUGCUGGGGUGGUUGGUUGGGGGGGUGUGGGCGGUGGGCUGGCUGGUGGGGGUCUGGGAGGCGGCCGCGGUGGGAAUGGUGGCUUCGGUGGUCUAUUUGGUGGUUACGGCGGUUACGGUGGGUUUGGAGGGUUUGGGAUUGGGCUUGCUGGCGCUGCUGGUGCUGCCGGUGCUGCUGCAGCUGGUAUUGGCGGCGGUGGUGCUGCAAUGAUGGGUGGAGGAGGAGGGGGGGCAGGGGUGAAUAGGUCGUUGGGGUCCCAGGGCGUUCAUUUCUCCCCGCUGGACGAUCUGCUGCUGUGGAAAGGGUUCCUGUGGGACACACGCAUCAGUGAGCCUGUGCAUCGCUUCGACCAGUUCUCCGACUAUGGAGGAGGGGGCUUCCACCCUUCAGGCAACGAGGUAAUCAUCAACUCAGAAGUCUGGGACCUGCGAACACGGAAGCUUCUGCGCAGCGUCCCGUCCCUCGACCAGACCUCCAUAACAUUCAACGCCACGGGGGAAGUCAUCUACGCGACUCUCCGCCGCACCACCGACGACCUUCUAGCCGCCCUGCACGGGCGCCGGCGCAAGCACCCGCUCUUCUCGGCGUUCAAGACCAUUGACGCGACUUCGUACACUGACAUCGCAACCGUUAAUGUCGAGCGAUGCGUGCUUGAUCUGGCCGUUGAACCCACGGACGGGUAUGUGGCAGCGGUGGUGGUAGAUGAGCAUGGGGAAUCGGAUUCUGUUGCAAGACUGUUUGAGGUUGGGCGGCAGCGGGUGGUGGAGGAGUUGGGGGAUUACGACGUGGAGGAUGAGGGGGAGAUGGAGGAUGAGGGGGAUGAAGGGGAGGAGGAAGAGGAUGAGGAUCAGGAGGAGUUGGAUAGUAUAGAGGAGGAGCUUUUUGGAGGGUUUUCAGAGGAUUUGGAUGAGGAGGAGGAUGAGGAUGGGUUUGGGCAGCCGAGGGUUAGGGCUGUGAGGGGUGGUGGGCGUGGGGGGUUGAUGAAUGGGGAAGUGGAGGAGGGGGAGUACCUGGGGAGUGAUUCGGAGGACGAUGAGGAGGCGGCACAGGAGCUCAUGGAUUUGAUAAUGGAGGGACCGUCGGAUGAGGAUCCGGAUAACCGAAAUCCAGAGCGCGCAUGCUGGUGUUCUGCACUGCUCCCUGAGUACGCGGCUCGGCAGCAACACAUUCGGCGAGUGGCGUAA
Closterium sp. NIES-65 is the source of this 5346-nucleotide messenger RNA. Lineage: Eukaryota; Viridiplantae; Streptophyta; Zygnematophyceae; Desmidiales; Closteriaceae. The record is from the annotation of a GenBank genome assembly.